Molecule: messenger RNA, 2589 nt
Organism: Poecilia reticulata (guppy)
Lineage: Eukaryota; Metazoa; Chordata; Actinopteri; Cyprinodontiformes; Poeciliidae
Source: RefSeq, a predicted model, not a curated record
GCCUGAUGACCGGAAUUGAAAAACACUGCUUUACACAAAGAUUAAGCAAGUCAGACUGCUGGCUGGAAAAAGACUAUCAGCAGCAGCACACCGCCGUACAGUUUGGUCUCUCGGGUUUCACCAGGACCAACAGGCCAUAAAAUCUUCCUAAAAACAGCCAUGUGAAGCUUGCUCGUGUUUGAGUAGAAGCUGUGCACUGUGCUCUAAGAACAUUAUCCCCCUUUAAUCCACUUUGCCUUCUGCUGCGUGCAGGUGGACAGACGGCCAGAUGGAGCUGGGUGGCACAAACACCAGCUUCCACGCUUAAUUGCAACAAACUAUUUAUCUCGGAGACAAAGUCAACUAAUUCACUAAGAGUUGACCGUGCAUUUCAUCUUUUUGUUGCCGUAUACUCCUUUUCACACACUGUGAUUAGGUGCGACUCUUUGCUCUGCUAUGGAGGACCCGGACAUAAGGCAGCAGAAGCUGGACAACCAGGCAAAGAAAAUUUGUCCAUUAUUUUCAAUCACUCGUUUGGCAUUUUGAUCUUAGCGAGCUCUUUUGAUGAAGAAGCAGCAGAAGAAGAGGGCAGACACUCAGAUGGUGGUGGCCAAUAGAGACGCUCGCCAAAAGAAUCGAAAGCACAAGACGGUCAACUCAGAAGAGAUGCCUCUGUUGAUCUCUCAGUCCCUGAGCAGCACGUCUCUGAGUGAUCAAGUAGAACAUGCCCAUGACAACCCCCUGGACGAGAUCACACUGGGCGAGGGUGACUUGAACGCGACCUCAGAACCGGACGAAAUGCCUCCAGAGAAGCCCGUCACUCCCAAAAGGAUGGACUUAGAGGUUGACCGAGAGCCUGAGGUAAAUGGUAAAGAAGAGAACGUAGCCCCCGAGGAGGUAAAAAAGACCAAAAAGAAAGAUGUGAAAAAAGACAAAACCAAACGAGUGGAAGAGACCGAAGAGGAACUGGAAAAGGAGAAAGAAAAAGAGAAGAAAGAGGAAAAGGCAAAGAAAAAAGACAAAGUGAAGGAAUCUGUAGACACGCAGAAGAAGAGCAAACAACAACGUAAAAAGAAGCAUUUGCAGGAGGAUUCAGCCCCUGAGACCAAACCAGAGGUGAAGGAUGAAACUCUAAAGGAUAAACGCAACGAGAGCAACAAAGACGAAGAAGAUCCUCGGGAGCCCGAGACUCCUUCGCCCAUGAAGAAGAAAACUCUGGAUACGUCCAGGUGUCAAAUAAGCGACGAGAGCAAAGAUGAGGAAAUCCAAGAAGAAUCUGAGCAGAAGAAGGAGAAAAAGUCAAAGAAAGCAGAGAAAACUCCGUCCACUCUGGCGUCGUACAACUCCAACUGUAGAGAGACGUCGUCCUCAGGCAGUGAACAUAACGAAAGGGUGACUUCUCCGAUGUCCGUGGAGGACCUUGAGAAUUUUGCCCUCCGUCCCGCUCCAAGAGACGUGACCAUCCAGUGCAGGGUCACCAGGGACCGGAGAGGCAUGGAGAAGGGCAUCUACCCAACUUACUACCUCCACAUGGAGAAAGAGGACGGCAAGAGGGUGUUUCUGAUGGCGGGCAGAAAACGAAAAAAGUGCAAAACAUCGAACUAUCUCAUCUCCAUCGACCCAACAAAUCUAACCAGAGAUACAAACUGCUACAUUGGAAAACUAAGGUCCAAUGUUCUGGGAACAAAGUUUACGGUCUAUGAUGGAGGUGAAAACCCAGAGAAAAAACCUUUCAUUAAAGAGAGUGAGUCAGUGCGGCAAGAACUGGCAGCCAUAUGCUAUGAGACAAACGUUCUGGGUUUCAAGGGUCCGAGGAAAAUGACAGUGAUCAUCCCUGGCAUGCUGGAGAACGAUGAAAGAGUGUCCAUUUGCCCCAAAAACGAGCUUGAGACACUGCUGGUGCGCCACUCGAAUGGAAAUACGGACAAGCUGGUCACUUUGGUGAACAAAUCCCCAAGCUGGAAUGAGCAGACUCAAUCGUACGUGCUGAACUUCCACGGACGUGUAACGCAAGCCUCCGUGAAAAACUUCCAGAUCAUCCACCCAGACAACGAGGAUUACAUUGUGAUGCAAUUUGGUCGUGUGGCAGAGGACGUUUUCUCCAUGGAUUAUAGUUUUCCUAUGUGUGCCCUUCAAGCCUUUGCCAUCACUCUGUCAUCCUUUGAUGGCAAACUGGCAUGUGAAUGACCACACCCAAAGUGCUUAACAAGAUGUGUAAACAUCACAAAAAAUGUACUAGUUAAAACUGAAGCUACACCCAUUAUUUAACGCGGGACCAUGUUUGAUUAUAUCUGCUACGCUCACAACUUGAAACAUACCACAAAUGUGACAGAAGAGUUGUUUUAUAAGUCCUGUGAUGGUCUUUUUCUGUCUUUUUAUUUUAAUUGAGAUACAAGGCAAUAUUACAUAGCUUUCCUUUCGUACUUUCAAAAUGUGUAUGUGAUUUGUGCAAUUAAACUAUUGUGCUAUUUAAUAAGAAAUCUGAAAUAUUAAAAGAAAAGAUUGAGUAUUAAGAUUUACCAUUUAUUUUUUUAAAAGCAGUAAUAUAACACACAUUUGUUUGCCAUAACCUCUGACUGUUUAAUUUUAUAAUAAAGUUUGUGGUCUUUA